GGGUGUGGCAGGCUUUGUCAAGUCUCUAGGGCUGGGAUCCAGCUCCCUCCGCACUAGGCCGUAGGGCUGGCUCUCAUCAUCUUGAACAAAGCCGCAGUGUGUCAGCUAGGUGGGAGGAGCGGUCGGCCUGAGGGGCCAUCCUUGUGGGCAGUGAGUGGCUAGGAGGGCAACCGCAGGCAGGAACCUUGCCAGGGAGGCCAAGGAUGCCCCCGUGGGGAGGGCAGGGACACCAACCAGGGAGGGCACAGUAGUCAGGGCUGUUUAAGGGUGCACCAAGCAGCUUGAGCUGUGGAGAAAGGGGCUGGCCAGGCCACCAUGUGCUUUUUUCUCUUUCCUAGAACCUGAGUGACCAACUCCCGCCUCUACCAAGGAAGCCCAGGGCAGGGGUGAUGGCAGCCUUACUCCAGCCCCAGGCCGAGGUGACUUUUGAGGAUGUGGCUGUGCUCCUCUCCCGGGAGGAUUGGGCCCACCUGGGCCCUGCUCAGAGGGGCCUCUACAGGGAUGUGAUGCUGGAGAACUACAGGAACUUGAUCUCAGUGGGCGCAGGACCUGCAAGUCCCAAGCCUGGAGUGAUCUCACAGCUGGAGCGAGGGGAUGAACCAUGGGUCCUGGAUGAGCAAGGGACCAAGGGGGGAGAGCAACUAAGAGUCACCAGCCCAGGGCUGGCAUUUCCACGGCCAUGUUUGAACACUGCAUUUUAUCAGGAAAGGUCCAGGUGCUGUGUCAUGCACCCACUUUCAGUGAAAAGCAUUUCCAUUUCUGUGUACACAAGCCUCAGUCACGCUUUCAGUGGGAGUAUACCAGAGACCACCUGGCUUCUCUGCUGUGGACAGCCCUGAUGAUCAUCUCUCUGCAUGUGUGUCUGAUGAUCUCCUAGGCAGGAACACCUGGCCCAAAGGACUUGUAAUUUUGUUUUAUAAAUUUGCUUUUUUGAAUAUAAAUACUUAUAGGAAUGAGAAGAAUCCCAAGUUUUUCUUUUUCUUUUUUUUUUUUGAGAGGUUUUUCCUA
Tupaia belangeri chinensis (Chinese tree shrew) is the source of this 1008-nucleotide messenger RNA. RefSeq names its product zinc finger protein 34-like. The transcript is spliced from 4 exons. Gene Ontology annotation, biological process: regulation of DNA-templated transcription. The record is from RefSeq and is a predicted model, not a curated record. The coding region runs from base 390 to 839 and encodes 149 amino acids. NCBI's taxonomy places the organism in Eukaryota, Metazoa, Chordata, Mammalia, Scandentia, Tupaiidae.